UGACUCGAGUGAAACAGGAGACUCUUCGGAACGGACGUCGGCUGAAAAGCGGAGUGUGCGAACAUGAGCUAACAAAUGUCCGAUCAAAAGUGUUUUAUGUGGUCUUUUUCUUGCUUUUAACUAUAGAGAGAAAGGCUGAUGGCUAAAUAAUGGCUAGGACUAAAACAACACCAGUCAAAUCUGCUCAAAAACAAAAAAAGGAACGAGCUUCUUCGCGGAAACGCGAGAAGUCAUCGGUCGCUGGAACGGCGGAUCUACAAAGUCCUGCGAGCAAAGCGUCAUCUCGGGUUAGCUCAAGCUCUUCGCGAAGACGUUCUACGAGGAAGAAUACUUCUCAUGGAAAAGGCAAAAAACUAGUUAACAACAAUGACAAUCUGCCACCGGAGCUGCGUCAGGCUGGGCUCAUCGCACACCAAGGCAUGUCCCAAGGCAAAUGCUUUGGCCCUUUUAGAGGAGAAAUAAUAAAGAAGAAACGCCCUCCAUCUGAGAUGCAUUCCUUGAUAUGCGAUGUUGGGAGCGUUGAUGGCUGUACCUAUCAUUUCUAUGCUCACAAAGAUCACCAAGACCAAUGCAAAUGGCUGCAGCAAAUGCAGACAGCACCAAAUCCAGAACAGCAGAACAUUGUCGCUCAUAACUCAGCUGCAGGUGUCAGUUAUGAGGUUGCAAGGGAUAUCAAACAAGGGGAGGAGCUUCUUGUUCUCUUUAAUGACAGCUAUGGAGGAAAAAAGUACCCAGCUUACAUUGAAAAUAUGCCAGUCCAGUUUGUGCCACAACCUGAGCUACUAACAGUAGUCCCUCUUGAGUAUAAGAAGCAGCUUGGUGUUACCACAAGUGACAAGUCCCCAAUGCAGGAAGCCAGUGGUGAGACAUUGAGUGAUGGCACAUGUGGUGAGGAAGACACUACUGCUGAUGAUGAUGAUGCUGGUGAUGACAAUGGUUAUAUUGAUUCUGAUGGUGAUGAGAACGAUGAGUAUGACGAAGGUUGCGAAGGUGAUGAUGAUGUUCAAGAAGAUGAUGAUGUUGAGGAGGGUGAUGAUGCUGAUGCUUCUGAAUCUGAUGGUGAAGAAGAUACUGAUCAGGCUGAGGAACCAGAAUGGACAAACAAAUCAUCAAAAGCCACAGGGAAGAAAAAAACAAAUACUUCCAAAAAGACGAUUAAAAAUGCAAAAGAGCCCAAGAAGAGGCGCAAUGCUUUGACAGUGUUGGAAAUCAAGUCAACAAAUGAAAUGACUAAAACAGAGAGCGUGGUAUUCAAGUGCAGUUACUGUGCGAUCGAGAGUAGCGAUAAGGAGGUUGCCGAAAAACACGUGAGCUCCGGGGACUGCUUGUCUCUAGAGUUCAGUUGCCCCACGUGUGGGCGCACUUUCCAAAGCAAACACACGCAGGUGAAGCACGUGUGUGCUGGAAAACCAAAGUGUUCUGUUUGUGAUAAAGAGUUCCAUGACUGGAAUGCCCUUAUGACACAUAUUCGUAAUCAGAAAAACAACCCCGAGCACAAGAACAGUUGCAAGGAGUGUAAUGUCGAAUUUGCCGACAAGCGAGAAAAGCGUCGUCACGUGCGUGUGUCUCACCCACCCCCCCAGGGGGAGCUGAAGUGUCAUAUAUGCGAAAAGGUGUACAGUAACAAGCACUACUUGCGUGACCACAUCAAGACGCACAACCCAGACGGAUUCAAGUGUCCGGAGUGCGGGAAAAACUUCUCGUCUGGUAGCAACUUGCGCAAACACGUGCGAAAACAUAAGCCGGGAUACAAGCCGUACAAAGACAAACGCGUGCAUUUGCCGAGAGAGAGAAAACACGAAUGCAUGGAAUGUCAGAAGCUCUUUGACUCCCCGAAUGCACUAGAAGUUCAUUUCCGUACCCAUACCGGAGAGCGGCCAUACCUGUGCGAGAAAUGCGAGUGGAAAUUCUCUCAAAAGGGUCAUCUAGAGCGUCAUAUGCGGACAGUGCACCGUCCGCUCACCUCAGAAGAGGGAUCUGAAAGCCAGAGGCGCAUUCCCCCUGCUGAACAGCCUCAGACAUGUGACAUCUGCAAGAAGGUGUAUGCGAGCGCACGAGUGCUCAAGGUACACGUACAGACCGUGCACGAAGGGGAGCGACCACACAAGUGCAAGUACUGCGAAGCCACGUUCACACAGAGAGGUCACCUGUGGCGUCACAAGCACACCGUGCACCCGGACUGCGAGGAGGUGCAGCAGAAGAUCAUGUCUGGGGAGCACGUGUGCAGUGUGGAGGGGUGUGGUCUUAGGUUCCCUUGCGGCUCAGACCUCACCGUCCAUAUGUCCUCCAAACACAACACUACCUGGCCCUUCGCUUGUGAACAGUGUGGCGUAACGUUCGCAAACAGAAGCAACCUAAGUAAGCACAUUCGGCGGCGUCACUCUGACCCGAACGUUGACCAGAACACGUGCGGGACGUGCUACCAGACGUUCGAGAACACCCUGGAGCUUAUGCAGCAUAGAAGGUCACAUACAGGAGAUAAAGGCUUUCAAUGCGAGCUGUGUGGACAAGGCUUUGUGCAGAGAUCAGGGCUCAACAAACAUCUCAGGUGUCGAAGAUGUCCAAACAUCGAAGGCUCUGCUGUGAAGAUAGCACUAAGGAAGUACGAGUGUAACGUCUGCAAUCGCAUGUUCCCCGGCCCGUCCGACCUGAAGGCCCACCGCCGGACACACACUGGCGAGAAACCGUUUGAGUGUCCAGUAUGUCAUAAAGCCUUUAGUCAAACAGGGAACCUUAGCAAACAUGUCAGGUACGUCCACGAGAAGCAGCAACGACCAAAAGAGAAACCACGAGACAAGAAGUACUUCUGUAGUUUGUGCGGCAAGGCGUUUCUGUGCCCAAGCAGUCUGUCAAUGCACUGUAGGACCCACUCCGGCGACAAGCCAUACGCAUGUGAACAGUGCGACGCCUGCUUCGCGCAGGCGGGAAACCUGAAGAAGCACCUAAACAGGUGGCACAACCCUGACAACCCCGUGAAACGAGGGACGCGCAAGCGAGGGCGUAAACGGAACAGCGUGGACAAACAGGAAAGCGGUAAACUUCAAAAGGAGACUGGGUUUAACCUAGAAACCGCUGACCAAAGCCAGGGGGCGGCUCUCGCUAGCGAGGACGACGAGAGCUACAGUGGCGACGAGAAUCAGACCAAGACCAAUGAAAGCAGAGAACAACAUGGAGACCCGGAUGUCGCAGUCACGAGCUCUCUCCAGCCAUACACAGGGAAUCCACGAGCCUGCACUCCGUUGAAUAGUGUGAAUCAAGGUCACGUGACCCCACUAAACACAGCACUAGCCUCGAUUGCAUGUAGCACCACAUUCCAAAGGAACCCCAUCAUCAUGAGCCACUUUGUCAACACGACUACUGUCCCACUUACUCAGGCGGUUCCCUCGGUCCAUGUUACUCAAGGUGUCCUGCAGCCCCAGCAGGUGGAGGUGUCGUGCCCCCCAGGGACGGUCCCUAGCAGCUCCGUGGUCCUCCCACACAUGCACACGAUAUUUUCUCAGCAGAUGUCAAACGCGCCGUUCGUGCCCCCUGCCAUCUUAAUGGGACAGGGGACCCAGCCAGACAUGACGAUAUUCCCUUUCUCGCCCUCUGCGCUAUUCCAGCAAUGAAACAUUAUUGGUACAUUACGAAAGCAUCCCAUGACAUGACCAUAUUUCUCGUCCUCUCCGUUAUUCCAGGGUCGAAGCAUUAGUGGCACAAAAGGAAGUGUAUAACUAGGGGCGUGGCAGGGUAAGGGGGCACAUUCCCCCAUUAUAAAAGAAAAUAAGGGAUUUACCAAUUGGGGCAUGGCUGUUCCCCCAAUAUUCUUAAUAUUCUGUUUCAUGCCCUCCCCCCCCCCCCCCCCCCGCCUAUUAUUUCUAGCCGGGAUACAGCUCUGAUACCACACAAAUAAUUGCAUAUUUGUACAUGGCCAUGACAUAUUGGCAUUGUACAAGGGUAUAGUGUUAAAACGGCAUAAGCUCGCGUGUAAAACAUAAGCUCAUGUCAUAGAACAUAAGAGCGAGCAUAAGCUGAAAUCUAGAACGUAACGGCAUAAUGCCAUAAGCAUUAGCAUGUAAAACGUUUUUAGACCAUUCAUUGUACUAGUGUGUUAUAACGUGAUAUAACAUAGGGACGCCAUUCAGUAUCCAGUAAACACAUUUUAUAAAAAAGUAAUAAAAUAGGAACCAACCUUA
Molecule: messenger RNA, 4175 nt
Organism: Nematostella vectensis (starlet sea anemone)
Lineage: Eukaryota; Metazoa; Cnidaria; Anthozoa; Actiniaria; Edwardsiidae
Product: zinc finger protein 420
Exons: 14
Coding region: 150-3608 (1152 amino acids)
Source: RefSeq, a predicted model, not a curated record